GUUAUACGAAACACGCUUUUAGUAAAUGAAGCAACUGUUCAUAUGAAAAAUGGAAGUUACAAUAAAGCUAUAUUUCUGUACAAUCAAAUGUGUAAACAAAAAAAAUACGAUCUACCUCAAGAACGUUCUGUACAACUCGGCGUACAGAGCGUUCUUGUUGUUUCAAACAUUUUGAAAUCACAAGAAUAGAUAUUUACCACAUUUGACCUGUCUCGGAUUGGCGUUGUUACUCGUUUCUAAGGAAACAAGCUACCUGAUUUUGAGGUGUCGGCAACCAAACGUAUCUUGACAUUCUUGGCACGUAGGCAAAGAUCAUACGUUCGCGAUUCCUACACGAGAAUUUCUCGGUUUCUGUUUAGUUAUGCGCGAGAUAGAAACGUAUGAAAGAGAAGAAUUAGAAUAUCUUGCGUAGUAGCUCAGUGUAAAUUCUGCUUAUUAUAAUAGAAUAUUGUAAUAUAUACAUAAAAGAUUGUUAAACUCAACGAUUGAGAAUGAGCGACGUGCCACAAGCCGUCGCCGAGGCGGCCGAGGACACAACGUCCACGAGCGCAAUUGAACAUCAGGUCAUGGACAUCCUGAAUCCUGGCUUACAUCAUCACGAUCUGCUGCAGAGCUACGUGCGCGCGGAAGCUCCCGAUCAUGAUUCGAAGCAGGAAUUUUCCGAGGAAUUUGAAGAACCAAGCAAAGAAGGUCCAUCGGGUAAAUAUCCGACGAUAACGAACGGCGGCAACGCUCGCUAUGCCCAGGAAGGUAAAGGGAAGAAAGGCAACGAAGGAAGGAAGGAAAAGGAGAGGUCUAAUACCGUUAUUGACUCGGAGAUGAGAAAACAAAAAUCGAGGAAAAAGUGACGUCAGCACGACAGCGAGAUC
This is a messenger RNA of Monomorium pharaonis (pharaoh ant), 869 nucleotides long. RefSeq lists its product as uncharacterized. The coding region runs from base 492 to 848 and encodes 118 amino acids. The record is from RefSeq and is a predicted model, not a curated record. Lineage: Eukaryota; Metazoa; Arthropoda; Insecta; Hymenoptera; Formicidae. The transcript is spliced from 2 exons.